Molecule: messenger RNA, 2802 nt
Organism: Hyalella azteca
Lineage: Eukaryota; Metazoa; Arthropoda; Malacostraca; Amphipoda; Hyalellidae
Exons: 1
Coding region: 1-2802 (933 amino acids)
Source: RefSeq, a predicted model, not a curated record
AUGGAACCUUCUAUAGCUGAGCUCUCAAUAGAAGAAAACGAUCUGAAUCAACCUGGUUCGAACCCCAUGGUGGAACUGCCUCAAUCGCCACCCAUUUCACAACAUCUCUCUACACAACCCAACACCACUGCGCCCUCCAACCCUUACCAACACCUUUCUUCUCACGCACCCCGAUUCAACACAUCUGUGCCCCCAGGCCAGCAAGAAACGUCACCUGGAACCCACCACCAACAACAACCUACUUCCUUCCCUCCUCAUGCAUUAGUCAACUCACAUGUCUCUCCUACUAGUUCUUCAGCUGUCACUCAAAACCCCCCCGACUUUGCUUCCUUCUUCCUCAUCAAGCAAAUGCUGUUUCAGAAGGCGCCGGAACCCUUCAAUGGAGACCCGUACACGUACCAGACGUGGCACGACUCAUUCAUGGCGAAGAUAAGAGGAUUGCCCCUGACAUCGUUGGAAAUACUAAUGGCUCUGCAAGCCGACACCAUCGGAGAACCACAGAAGAUUGUUGAAGAAUACCGAGCAAUUGGUAGUCGCAACCCAGAUCUUGCAUUGCAAAAUGUGUGGGAUGCACUAAAAAACAAAUUUGGAUCUAACAUCCGCAUCGAAACUGCUCUAGCCGCUCGUGUCAACAACUUUGCACCAAUUAAAAACCCCAGGCAGACACAGAGACUAGAGGAGCUGAUCAGGCUGUGCGACAUGAUACUCUACAACAUGCCAUCAUGUCCUGGCCUGCAGAGAUACAAUGAAGGAACUGGAAUAAGAAAAAUAUGGCUCAAACUCCCACCAGUCAUCCAGCAUAGCUGGAGGUCAAUCUGCUGUGACGACAAGUCUCAAGAUGCUCAUACUCCUGCAUUUGCCACCUUCGUUGCCUUCAUCAGGAAAAACUUGAACAUGUACUCUAACCCUCUUUACGAGAUCCCGUCUACCGAAGACACCAGGGUGCGAGACGUAAGGACCUACGCUACAAAAACCGAAUCCGUACCCGAAACGUCAGCUCACAACCCCGCUGGAAGAGACGUAUGUGUGCUUCACCCUUCUGAAACGCAUCUCCUGAAAGACUGCAAGAUUUUUGCAAAUAAACUGUUUGAAGAUCGACGAAAGAUACUUCUUUUGAAUGGUCUUUGUUUCCGGUGCCUCGGGAAACACAAACAAUCUGACUGCAAUGAAAAGCCCAAGUGCGACAAAUGCGAGCACACUCAUGCAACCGCAAUGCAUAAAUCUCUGGCAGUGAGGCGAACACCGACUUCCCUUGCUAAUAACCAAACAGCCAAUUCUCCCAGGAAAACCGUGGGAGCCAUCAACCUGUGCACAACAACCCGUGCACGUCAAUCAAAAAUUGUCAAACGCAUCUGCAGCAAGGUCAUUCUAGUUGACAUCUGCCUCCCGUCUCGCUCUUCGAAAAGCAUGAGGUGUUAUGCCUUUAUAGAUGAAGGGAGCAAUACAUCCUUUGCUGACCCAAGGGUUGCAGACUUCUUUGGCAUCCAUGAGCCUCUGGUCGACUACAAACUCUUUACGAUGGACAAUCUCCAAAGCACAAGGACUGGAGUUGAGAUAAGUGGCAUACAAAUAAAGGGAGCUUAUGAGGAACGAAGCUUCCUCUUGCCAAAUCUCAUCACGUCUGACACAAUUCCCCAGCACAAAUCGCUGAUUGCAGAACCUAACGUCGUGAAAGCUCACAAACACAUUGCUCGUUUUACCAAGUAUUUCCGUGAACCCGACAAGGACGCUGAAAUACUCCUGCUACUCGGCGCAGAUAGCGGAUAUGUAGUGAAAACCAAAUUCUACGGCAACAAGCCUCCCUUCGUUGUCCACACAGCCUUGGGAUGGGCCCUAGUGGGCAAAGUUUCCAACAAAUCAUCUCCCGUACCAGGACAUCAAGUCCUGACCGUACACACCGAUCAACAUGACCUCAGCGUCCGGUCUAAACUGUGUUUCAACCGACCAGAGAAGCCCUGGAAAAUCCCGGACGUACGACACACAUUCGAGGAGCGUCACGACGAUGAGAACCCCGGCCUAUCACAAGAAACCCAGAAAUUCCUGGACGUAGUUUCCAGCAACAUCUCGACAAACGCAGUCGGUAAUUUGACCAUGCCUCUACCUUUCCGAAAAGACGACCCAGUGCUGCCGGACAACAGGAAGGCAGUGUUUCACCGGACGCACAACACCCUGGAAAGACUCAAGAAAGAACCAGCAAAAUUAUCUCAAUGCAUCGAAGUGAUGCAGAAGUAUCUCGACGCGGAACAUGUAGAACCCGUUCCUCUGGAAGAACUGGAACCGAGUAGGCCAGGCAAGGCUUGGUGGAUCCCAAUUUUCCCAGUCACGCACCCGAAGAAACAGAAAGUCAGACUGGUAUUCGAUUCAUCGGCCAAGUAUCAAGGAACGAGCCUUAACGCAGAAUUGCUCGCGGGCCCCGACCUGAACAACCGCUUACGUGCAGUACUUCUUUGCUUCAGACUUGGAGCCGUGGCAUUCGCGGCAGACAUUGAAUCCAUGUUCCAUGGAUUUUUCCUACAGCCUCAAGACAAGGAUUUUACCAGAUUUUACUGGUUCAACAAAAAUGAUGCCAAGAACAGACUCGCCCAAUUUAGAGCAAACGUCCAUAUUUUUGGUAACUGCAGCAGCCCUGCAGUCGCAACACUCGGACUCCGACAUGCAGUCAAUUGUCCAGACCUUGAAGUCUCCCCAGAAACUCGUGACUUCGUUGAAAGGCGUUUUUAUGUAGACGACGGUCUCGGCACGGCAGAUAGCCCCCAACAGGCUAUAAAAAUCCUCACCGAGACUAGAAAAGUGACUAUGUAG